AUGGCUACACUUUUGAGAAAAAAAUAUCUUUCACUACGACCGAAGCGCAGUUUUCAUCGGCAGCAAUCCAGCGGAAUUUACUCGUGGCACAACCGUGGCAUCGGAUGGAAGCACGGACAAAGGAUUUUGAGGAACAGUCUGGGCGUGUUGGCGACCGCGGGUGUCACCUGCGGUGCUCUUCUCUAUCUCCUGGACCGUUCGGUCCAGGCGAUAGGUCACGUUGCGCAUCCGCCCAGCUAUCCCUGGGAUUUCAACGGGUAUCUCGCUUCCCUGGAUCACUCGGCCGUGCGGCGGGGUUGGCAGGUCUACAAAAGCGUGUGCUACACGUGCCACAGUCUGCGCUACAUGCGAUUCAUGGAUCUGAUCGACGUGUCGCAUACGGCGGACGAAGUCAAGGCCAUUGCCGCCGAGUACGAGGUAGAUGAUGGACCGGAUGAGGAAGGAAAUUACUACAAGAGACCCGGAAAAUUCUCAGAUUUAUUGCCGCCUCCUUUUCCGAAUGACGAAGCGGCCAAAGCAGCAAACUCGGGUUUGUACCCACCGGAUCUGACCCAUAUUAUUCUCGCUAGGCAAAACAGUAAAAAUUACCUAUUUUCCUUCCUGACGGGAUGGAUGGAACCGCCGGCGGGUGUAUCUUUAACCGACCAGCAACAUUUCAAUGUCUAUUUUCCGGGCGGCGUAACUGGAAUGCCGCAGAUGUUAAGUGAGGGAACAGUGGAGUACGAUGACGGCACACCGUCAACGACGUCGCAAAUGGCGAAAGACUUGGUCGAGUUUUUAACUUGGACAUCUUCGCAAAAUUUUGACACACGAAAGCAAAUGUUCAUUAAAGCAAUGGGAAUCUGUAUUAUAUUGCUGGCUUCGAUUGUUCACUAUUUGAGAUACAACUGGUCGUAUAUGAGGAGCAGGCAAAUCGCAUACGUGCCCAAAAGAAAAUAUUAA
This is a messenger RNA of Linepithema humile (Argentine ant), 942 nucleotides long. NCBI's taxonomy places the organism in Eukaryota, Metazoa, Arthropoda, Insecta, Hymenoptera, Formicidae. The record is from RefSeq and is a predicted model, not a curated record.